Nothobranchius furzeri (turquoise killifish) is the source of this 2828-nucleotide messenger RNA. RefSeq names its product ER lipid raft associated 1 (gene erlin1). The record is from RefSeq and is a predicted model, not a curated record. Gene Ontology annotation, biological process: SREBP signaling pathway. Lineage: Eukaryota; Metazoa; Chordata; Actinopteri; Cyprinodontiformes; Nothobranchiidae. Gene Ontology annotation, cellular component: endoplasmic reticulum membrane; endoplasmic reticulum. Gene Ontology annotation, molecular function: cholesterol binding; ubiquitin protein ligase binding.
GGGGAGGAGUCGGGCCGUGGGCGGGGCAUGGGUCACUGAAUGAUAAGAUCAGAAGUGGAGACGGCUCGAUACUGUGGUGAGGUCAAAUGAGGAUGACGAUGCCGCACGUGGGGGCAGUGUUUGCAACAAUAGCAGGAGUGAUGGCCAUCAUGUUGCACUCCUCUAUUCACAAGAUCGAGGAAGGACACCUUGCUGUUUACUACAGAGGUGGCGCAUUGCUGACAUCUCCAAACGGUCCAGGAUAUCACAUUAUGCUGCCUUUCAUUACCACCUACAGAGCUGUGCAGACGACACUCCAGACUGAUGAGAUCAAGAAUGUGCCUUGUGGAACGAGCGGUGGUGUGAUGAUUUAUUUCGACAGGAUAGAAGUUGUGAAUAUGCUGGUCCCCUCAGCAGUGGUGGACAUUGUGAGAAACUACACUGCAGAUUAUGACAAAACACUCAUUUUCAACAAAAUCCACCAUGAACUGAACCAGUUCUGCAGCGUGCACACUCUGCAAGAGGUCUACAUCGAGCUGUUUGAUAUUAUUGAUGAGAACCUAAAGACUGCUUUGCAGAAAGAUCUGAACGCAAUGGCUCCCGGAUUAACGAUACAGGCCGUCCGUGUCACCAAGCCAAAGAUCCCCGAGUCUAUCCGGAGGAACUUUGAACUCAUGGAAGCGGAGAAGACUCGUCUCCUGAUAACAGCUCAGACUCAGAAGGUUGUAGAAAAAGAGGCCGAGACUGAAAGAAAGAAAGCCAUCAUUGAGGCUCAGAAGGUCGCUCAAGUUGCAGAGAUCCAUUUCAAACAGAAGGUGAUGGAGAAAGAGACGGAGAAGAAGAUCUCUGAAAUCGAGGAUGCUGCUUUUCUGGCCAGAGAGAAGGCGAAGGCAGAUGCAGAGUACUACACUGCUGCUAAGUCCGCUGAGGCAAACCAGCUGAAGCUAACGCCGGAGUACCUGGAGCUGAUGAAGUACCAGGCCAUAGCGGCGAACAGCAAGAUCUACUUCGGCCAGGACAUUCCUAACAUGUUCGUGGAGGGAAACAACAUUCCCUCUAAGCCUCUUCCUUCUCCUGACUUGCCUAACACGGAAUCAGACUCGUUCAAAAGAAAAUGAGCGCUGAGCUCUAACUCCACACAAAACGGAACGACUGGAUCAAAGCUGGUCUCAUCACUGAAGAUGGUGGAGGGGGUAGGAGAGAAUGAUGCAUUAAAGUCUUACACUAAAUGGCUCAAAGGAAGAGAAAAUGUGUGAAAGAUGAGUGGAAAGUAGUAAGAAUGAUGCCAUAGUUAAAAAUCAAAGCUGCUUUUUUUUUUUUGCCUGGGAAGGUGACAUAAAGUCGUCGCCCCCUUUUCAUGUGCUUUAUUAGUGCUGUGUUUAACUCUUGCUUUGAUUGUUUUUAUUUCAGGGGAAUGAUUUAUGAGAAUUAACUUUUGUUGCACUAAAAUCAAACAGGAGACACUAAUUAAAACCUGGACGGACGACAUUGAUGUAAAAGUGAUAUAAAUCAUCUCUGUGCCACCUUUUUCCUUUAGAAGGUCUGUUGGAUCCGUUUGAUGACACCUAAAAUGCUGCUCAUGGUGGAUUUUGACAGGUUGAAAAAUGUUCCAGCAGGAUUUCAAAGCUCAUCUUCAUUUUUGGACAAAAAGUUAAACACGAGUUUUAAAUGGGUUUCCGUGUAAGAUGUAAAAACAUUGGGGCGGUGAAUGAAAGACGUAAGAAUGUUCUUUAGGUUGUUGUUUGGUGUUUUCGGUAUUAAGUUGUUUAUCUGCUGACCUUCGGUGGCAUUACUGUGGAGUGAGGGAGGCAAAAAAGGAAAUAGCAUCAGAUCUCUUGUCUUCAAAAUAGCAAAUUUCUUCCAUUUUUGUGAUAUUUGCUCUCCACUUGAAAGCUAAAAUCACACUUUGGUCUGCAUGUUUCUUUAUUUUCGGCUGGUUUGAUUGGCGGAGCUAUGCAUGUGCAAGUCGAUUUGCUUUAUUCAGAUGAUUAACCGUGCUUUUUCUCUUCAUUCACAGCCUGUUUCAGAUGUAGUCUCAGGAAAUGUUUUAUUUUAAAGACAGCUGCUCAAAAAUCACUUAAGGUGUCAAAUGCAGAGAUGAGCAAUGCUUGGCUUUUUCUCGACUGAUUAAAAUAAGCCAUCCUGGUCAUGAUUUUGAUAAGGACAUAAGGUUUUUCAGGUGGAAUAUUAAUGAUCUUUUCCACUCUGCUACUUGAGAAUUGGAGACUGUUCCGGUAUUUGCUAUUUUCAGUAAUCGUGGUGGUGUAAUGGGUUUACUAUUGGCAACAAGCAUUUCUAAAUAAUUAGAAAUCAUAAUUUUGGUUUCAUGUAAGCCCGUUUUCCAGCUCUUCACUGGGACUGCUGUUCUUCUAGAGAUGAUGGUUGCUUGGGUUUAAAGAAUGGUACAAGUUGGUGCUCGGUUUUAGUAAUUUGUAUAAAAAUGUUUUUUUUUUUUUUUUUUUUUUUUUCAGCUUUGCGCUCCACUUUUCAAUAUGCACGCCUUAAAUAAUAAAGGGUUGUUCCAGAAUAUCCGAAUGAAAGUCAACUUAAAGGCUCGUUUUUGGAUUCUAGCUGGCAAUGUGCGGUACUAGUGUUUGAAGACAUCGUGCUGUUUACGUGACCUCUCCGUGUCGGUUUAAGGCUGAACUCUGCAAAGCUUUUGGUGACUGCUUCCAAUAAAGAUGCAACAGAAGGUUUUUUUGGAUUCAGUUAAUUAUAUAUUUGUUUGUCAAUGUUUUUUACAUUCUGUGAAAUGUAAACAUCGUCUUCUUGUUUUAAAAGGUUUAUAUGCAAAAAGAUUUUCUAGGUUUUGACAAUGUCCUGUAAAAUAAAACCUAUUUUGGUACCUC